GGUAACAUAUUAGAGGAUUUUUUGAGUCAAAGGUUUGGAGAAAAUUCUUAUGAACUUGUUGAUUCAAUCCUUGUGCGGUCCAAGAAGGAUUCUGCUCUUAGCAGGUUCAAUUCUGUAGAAAAUGGGCGAUUUGUAUUAUUAUUAGAAAAUCGUGCUUGUAAACCAAGCAUUAAACUGUCUUCUGUGGAUAAUGUCAUCAUAUAUGGUAGUGAUACUAAUCCAUCAAAUGACUUGAAGCUUCUGGAAAAAAUGUCUUUUCACUCCACGACAAAAGAAAUAAAAGUUUUUCGGUUAUAUUCAUGUUUUACGGUGGAGGAGCAAGCACUUGCCAUUGCAAAGAAAGAAACUGAUCACUCCUAUAGUCUAAACCGGAAUCUGAAUGACACUCUCAGAUGGGGGGCAGCAGAUUUGUUCUGUAGAUUGGAUGAGUACAAUGCAAAUGAAAGCCAUCUAUCAUCUGGGCAGUUGCUUCUUAGUGUUGCCCUUAAAGAAUUCUGCGCCGUAAUUUCUGAAACCCCUGAAAAAGCUGGCAUAAGCGGUUCUCUUAUUGCAAAAGUUCCACAUAGUUCUUCACAUUUGACUACAAAUCUUUCACUAUUUGGGAAGCAGAGAGUUAAUGGUACUGGUGAAGAACCUUGUGUCUUUUGGAAGAGUUUGUUGGGGGUAAGAAGUCCUCAGUGGAGACAUAUAAGAUGUAGAAGUCCAAGGAGUAGAAAGAGAGGUCAAUUUUUUGGUAAAUCAGAUCAAACACCAGAAAUUGCAGGUAAUGUAGUAAAGAAGUAUAAGAUGAUGAACAGUGAAAGAGGUCAAAUUCCUGCUUCAAAGGAAGGGCCCUCUGCUAUUAGUUCUUCCAACUUGUCAUUGCCAGCAUCUACUAACGGAAACAAUGGACUUACUGUGAUGGAUUCUUCUAGUUCAUUAUGUGGCGGCAUUACACAAGAGGAGCCUGCAGAAAUAAUGACAUUAUCUGAUAAACAGAGUAGUCUUCAUAUUCUUCUGAAGGCAGAGAUGGAAAAAGUUUUUGAAGUGCUAAAACUUCCGGACGAUGUCAAAAAAAUGGCUGCACAAUUUCUAGAGUAUGUCAUUAAGAAUCACCGCAUUAGUCGAGAACGGGUGAUGGCAGUGAACAUAUUUCAAGCCUUCCAAAUAUCUAUGUGCUGGAUGGCAGGUAAAUUGUUGAAGCAAAAAGUUGACAAGGAUGAGAUGCUUGAGCUAACCAAAGAGCGUCUGAAGUUUAAAUGCACUAAAGAGGAAGCAACUGCUGUUUAUCAGAGAUUUAGGGCACUGAAGAAAUUAUUUUUGCAAAACAUGAAGAGAAAUGAGCAGUCUGGGAAUGUUUCGGAGCAUUGUGAAGCAGAUAAGAAUGGUGACGCUUGCAAGAAUCUGGUUCAACCACCUUUAGAAGAACAUAUUACUGAUGAGAUCUUGUUAGUUGAACAACCUAAGGAUUUUGGGGUGGGAUAUGAUCAUCUAGCAGAAGUACAGGAAGAUGCUCUAAAUGUAGUUGUGGGGUUUGAACAUUAUGUGGAAGAAAAUACUGUAAAUAAGUAUAAUAUGAUAAAUAUGGGAGGCAACCAGAAAGACAUUGCUAGUAACUGGGAUGGUGUAAACCAGACAUCCGACAAAGUUGCUUCUUCAGAUGAUGAUGUUUUGCCCCCUCAAAAUCAAUGUAGUAGGGCUCAUUCAUCAGAGAACCAAGGUACAUCACAUAUUGAAGCUGGAUUUGCGGGGCCUUUUAUUGCUACGAGACAUGAAAUGCCUAAUUCCGAAGCUGUGGUGGCCAAAAAUUGUGAACCUCAACAUGCUACUAAUGCUAACGGCCACUCUAUACAUGGUGAAGUUGCAUAUCUGAGCUGUGUUCAAGAGGAUUAUGACUUACAAACCUCCAGAGCUUCCCAGUCGAUUGAGACUGGAACAUCAACACAAGCUUCACAUGAUGGUGAUUCACGUUCACGAGAUCCUCUUCACAAUGAAUUUGAUAGGAUACGUGGAGAAAUGGUGCAUGCUGCCAAGAAUCAAGAAGAUUUGAGAACCAAGCUUAAAUCUGAUUGUGAAAAGGAGAUCCAGGAAACAGUUGCAGAAAUUCGUAACAGAUACAAUGCCAGACUUCAGGAAUCCGAGACGAAAUAUUCACUCAGAAAGAGCGAACUUGGUGGGAAUAUGAAAAAAGUUCUUUUGAACAAGUUAUUGGCUGAUACUUUCAGAAUAAAAUGCGAGGAGGAUCUCAGGCCUUCAAGGAUUGUGACUAUGUGGCAAGCAAUACCUACCAGUUUUAUGCAGCACUUACAUCAAUUAUCAGUGCAGCCGACAUUACAAUCUGCCUACCUCACUGGCUUCUCUUCACCCGGAUGGCAAACUUCAGUACCGGCUAGUGUGAGGCCACCAACAACUGCUUCCCCUUCUGCUGAGGAGCAAACUUCAAUAUCAGAAACUAUGAGAGUGCCAUCCCAUUCUUUGCCCUCAGGUGGUCAAGAAUCAGCUACUGCCCCAUAUGCAGUUGGAUCCCCAAGAAGAUUACCACCAUCAUCAAUUUAUUUGCCUCCAGCUAGACAGCAAAAUUUUUCGAUAGUUCAGUCGCGAACACCAACAAUUGCCUCACCUUCUGCCGGAGAGCAAACUUCAAUAUCAGAAACUACGAGAGUGCCAAUUCAUUCUUUGCCCUCAGGUGGUCAAGAAUCAGCCACUGCUCCUUCUGCAGUUGAAUCCCCAAGAAGACCACCACCGCCACCAUCAACAGUUCAGUCGCGGUCACCAUCAAUUGCUUCUUCUUCUUCUGCUGGAGAGCAAACUCCAGCCUCGGCAACUACAAAACCACCAUCCUUUUCCUUGUGUUCAGGCGGACAGCAAUUAGCUACUAGCCAGCCAGCCAUGUUCAAUUCUGCUACAGUUGACGAAUCAUCAAGAAGACCAUCACGGUUUUGGUCCCUUCCAGCUAGGCAGCGAAACUCUUCCAUGGUUUGGACGAGAUCGCCACUAAAUGCUUCAUCUUCUGCUGGAGAGCCAACUUCAACACCUGCAAUUACAAGACCGACAUCCUUUUCUUUGUCUUCCGGUGGACAGCAAUUAGCUACUAGCCAGCCAACUCUGUCCAAAUCUGCUACAGUUGACGAAUCACCAAGAAGACCAACACCACCACCAACAAUUGCUCUGCCUCAAGCUAGCAGCCAGCAAUCUUCAUCAGCAGUUUGGUCGCAAUCACCAUCAAUUGCUUUGUCUCUCGGCGGACAACCUGUGGCUGGCCAACAGACUCCAGUUUCUUCAAGAUGCUCCAUGUUUGGUAAAUCCUCUAGGGCUUCUAACAACCCACCAGUUAUCUGUUCCAUUACACCUUCCUCCGGUAACCUACGAAGAGGGGAUAUCCGGGCUCCAGCGCCCCACCUCCAAUCUUUCAAGCCCUCAAGAUUUUCCUUGGCUUCUUCUAACUUUCCCCCUUCAGAUCCGCCCUCACUCAACCAUGACCUGCCUCUUCCUUCGGCAGAUUCUUCUCAAAGUUCACAACCCAAGGAGCACGCUGAACCCAAUAACAGAACAUCGUUACAGAGCGCUAAUGUUUCUGCAAUGGAGUUGCUCAGAAAUCUUGAGGAUUCUCUCGGAAGGCUUUCCGCAGUCCAGCAAAAACAGAGCGGUAGACAAGGUUUUUGUGCAGCCACUAACUCUCUAUCUCCAUCGUCAUCUACGAGCUCACCAAACCAUUCUCCAUGUCAGACGAAAAAUUUUGAGUCUUCUAGCUUGUCACAAGACAAGGAGCAGCAACUGCCUCCAGCUGGAACAGAUGACAACAACCAUGAUCCAAAAGCUGUUCCCUUUUCUGAGUUGCUCAGGAAUCUUGACAACCUAGCUUGUCUAAACCAGUCAACAAAUGGUUUGCCUUCCUUGCCAAAAACUAACCAUGGAACAGAAGGGAGUAGUAUACAAGAAGGUUCUUCCUCUGCACCCCCAUCAACUGAUGUUGUUUGUCUGUCUACUAACGAAGAAUGAAGUUUGUAUAUUUCUCCCCAUAGUUUUGCUGGCCUAAGUUCUUAUGCUUAUC
This is a messenger RNA of Cuscuta campestris, 4030 nucleotides long. Lineage: Eukaryota; Viridiplantae; Streptophyta; Magnoliopsida; Solanales; Convolvulaceae. The record is from the annotation of a GenBank genome assembly.